Molecule: messenger RNA, 2694 nt
Organism: Diabrotica balteata
Lineage: Eukaryota; Metazoa; Arthropoda; Insecta; Coleoptera; Chrysomelidae
Source: the annotation of a GenBank genome assembly
AUGAAAUAUUAUGUGACUUUAGUGAUUCUAUUAAUGAGUGAAGAAAUCCUAUCAACAGAUCUAGAUUUUCUUUUAAGAUUCCCUAUCAAACCGCAUGUAACAAGUCCUGUGGAUUUCCUUUCUAACACGAGUUGGGGAGGAAUUUGCAGCCUUGCCACAAAAGACGAGUUCAGAAACCUUGACAGAGAUAUUGAGAUGUCCCCAAAGCGAUGGAAAAAAUUGGUAGAAUGUGAAAGUCCAGAAAGAGAAAAAUUUCCCCAAGAAUGGAAAAGCAAAACAGCCUUGCAAAGAUUAUACGAUUCAUCUUGGACUGGAAGUGGAAUAGAUACUAUAAAAAAUUUUGUGGACAAAGCUAGCAGACACGCUACCUUAAAAAAUCAUAUUUCGUCGCAUGAAAUGUUCCAUUUGUUGGGAAAAGUUCGAAUAGAUUAUGCAAUUGACCACGGAAAAAAAAUUGAUGCCCAACGUCACAACGAGCGUGUUGUUAAAAAUCGCAAAAUUGUCGGUCGUUUAAUAGAUGUAGUUCGUUUUUUGGCUUGUCAAGAAUUAGCUUUACGAGGACAUGAUGAAACUGGUACAUCAAAAAAUAAAGGAAAUUAUUUGGAACUGUUAGAUCUACUUGCUCUGGAAGAAUCUAAUAUGCGUGAUCACUUAGAAGCCAGUAACGUUUUUAAAGACACAUCCAGCGAAAUUCAAAAUCAGUUGAUAGAAUCGGUGGAAUGUAUUAUCAGACAGAAAAGUUUUAAAGAUUUGCAAGAAGCGGACUUUAUAUCUGUUCAGGGUGAUGAAACAACUGAUGUAUCCUGCAAAUCCCAGUUUAGUGUAAUAUUAAGGGCAUUUAUAGAAGAAAAAUUGGGCACAAAAUAUGUAGAAAACAAGACGGUAGAAUUUGAGAAGUCAUAUGAGGAAACUAGUCCGUCUACACCGAUAUUUUUUAUAUUAUCCCCCGGAGUAAACCCUUUAAAGGACGUUGAAAACUUGGGAGAGAAGAUGGGAUUUACAGCAGAGAAACAAAAUUUUCACAACGUCAGUUUAGGUCAAGGCCAAGAAGUAAUUGCUGAAAAUGCGAUGGAAGUCGCAGCUAAAAACGGACAUUGGGUAGUCUUGCAAAAUAUCCAUCUCGUCAAAAAAUGGUUGCCAGCUUUGGAAAAGAAACUUGAGCAAUAUGCUGAAGGAUCUCAUCCUGAUUAUAGAGUAUUCGUGAGUGCUGAACCUGCAGCUAGUGCAAGUGCACAUAUAAUCCCACAGGGCAUUCUAGAAUCUUCAAUUAAAAUCACUAAUGAACCACCUACGGGCAUGCAGGCAAACAUUCACAAAGCACUUUCAAACUUUAAUCAGGAGACUCUCGAACAGUGCGGAAAGGAAGCCGAAUUCAAAGUUAUAUUAUUUUCAUUGUGUUACUUUCACGCUGUGGUAGCUGAGCGAAGGAAGUUUGGUCCACAAGGAUGGAACAAAAUAUAUCCGUUUAAUGUCGGUGAUCUUACUAUUAGUGUGUUUGUGCUCUAUAAUUACUUAGAGGCUAAUUCCAAAGUUCCAUGGGAGGACCUUAGGUAUUUAUUCGGAGAAAUUAUGUACGGAGGACAUAUUACAGAUGACUGGGAUCGACGGCUGUGUAUUACAUAUUUGGAAGAGCUUAUGCAACCUGACUUGGUUGAUGGAGAAUUAAUGUUAGCUCCAGGUUUUGCUGCGCCUCCAAAUACUGAUUAUGUUGGUUACCAUGCCUAUAUUGAUGAUAUGAUGCCACCAGAAUCUCCUUAUUUAUACGGGCUACAUCCUAACGCAGAAAUAGGCUUCCUAACAACAACCGCCGAAAAUUUAUUUAAAACAGUAUUUGAGAUGCAGCCUAGAGACGGAGGCGCUACAGGUGGUGCUACAAUCACCCGAGAAGAUAAGGUUAAACAAAUGGUAGAUGAGAUGCUAGAAAAAUUACCAGAAGAUUUUAACAUGGCGGAAAUUAUGGGAAAGGUGGAGGAACGUACUCCAUAUGUGAUAGUAGCUUUCCAAGAAUGCGAAAGAAUGAAUUAUCUCACAGCGGAAAUAAAAAGAUCGUUAAAAGAAUUGGAGUUGGGGAUAAAAGGUGAACUUACAAUAACUUCAGAUAUGGAAGAUUUAGAAAAUGCUCUGUUUUUGGAUCAAGUACCGCCAGUUUGGGCUCUCAGAGCAUAUCCAUCUUUACUUGGUUUGAGUUCUUGGUUUGUUGAUUUGUUACUAAGAAUAAGGGAACUGGAGACAUGGUCAACCGAUUUUGUGCUUCCAGCUUCAGUUUGGCUUGGGGGAUUUUUCAAUCCUCAAUCUCUUCUAACGGCAAUAAUGCAAAGUACGGCGCGAAGAAAUGAGUUGCCAUUAGAUAAGAUGUGCCUUCAAUGUGAUGUAACUAAAAAACAAAAGGAAGAGUUUACGAGUGCUCCUAGAGAUGGAGCCUACAUUCAUGGUUUACACAUGGAAGGAGCUAGGUGGGACAUUCAAACUGGAAUUAUAGUAGACUCUCGAUUAAAAGAACUGUUUCCGUCUAUGCCAGUCAUCAACGUUAGAGCCAUUACUCAAGAUAAACAAGAUCUAAGAAAUAUGUACGAAUGUCCUGUAUAUAAGACGCGAACAAGAGGACCUACUUAUGUUUGGACCUUUAAUUUGAAAAUUAAAGAUAAACCGGCGAAGUGGACUUUAGCUGGUGUAGCACUACUAUUACAGAUAUAA